GUAUGACCUAAUGGAAAACGAUGGCUCCACACUAACCCCACCCCCGCACCUGUUCCCAAUACCCCGGGACUUCCUGCCCCCUCCAGACCGAAGCCAGCCCCUUCAGGCCCACUCAGCACUAGUGAUUGUGCCUGCCCAGCCCCAGGGAGGUGCCUCAGGGCAGCCCGCCCACCGCCGCCCCCUGGGCCUGGCUUCCUCAGGAAAGGCCUUGGGAGGAAACGGAGGGGGUUGGGAGCUGUGGGGGCCAGGCCAGCUCCAACCCUCUCACUGCACUGGCCGCCAUGGGCCUGAGGCUGCUGCUCCCACUGCUGCUGCUCUGGACUCCGAGGACCCGGGGGUCUGCGCUGGACCCUAACGGGCAGCAUGUGUGCAAGGACAGCAGCCCCUCAGCUGAGCUCCGGUGCUGCCCAGGCUGGAGGCAGAAGGACCAAGAAUGCACCAUUGCCGUCUGCGAGGGGCCCGAUGCCUGCCGGGAGAACGAAGUAUGUGUGAAGCCAGGCCUCUGUCGGUGCAAACCUGGAUUCUUCGGGGCCCAGUGCAACUCCCGCUGCCCGGGCCAGUACUGGGGCCCCGACUGCCGGGAGAGCUGCGCCUGCCACCCGCACGGGCAGUGCGCGCCGGACACCGGCGUGUGCCGCUGCCAGGACGACCGCUGGGGCGGCCGCUGCGAGUUCGAGUGCGCGUGCGGCCCCCACGGGCGCUGCGACCCGGGGACCGGCGCGUGCCACUGCGAGGCGGGCUGGUGGUCCGCCCGGUGCCAGCACCGGUGCCAGUGCAACCCCGUGGCCGCCCGCUGCGACCAGGCCACGGGCAACUGCGUGUGCCAGGCGGGCUGGUGGGGCCGCCGCUGCAGCUUCCGCUGCCACUGCCACGGCUCGCCCUGCGCCCAGGAGUCCGGCCGCUGCGCCUGCCGGCCCGGCUGGUGGGGCCCCGAGUGCCGGCUGCCCUGCCCCGCCGGCCGCUGGGGGGCGCAGUGCGGCCGCAGCUGUGGCCACUGCGCGCGGAACGAGCCGUGCGCUGCAGACACGGGCAGCUGCGAGUCCUGCGAGCCCGGCUGGAACGGGACCCAGUGCCUCCAGCCCUGCCUGCCUGGUACCUUCGGGGAGCGCUGCGGACAGCAGUGCCCCCGCUGCCAGCACGGGGGGGCCUGCCAGCCAGACACUGGGCACUGUCAGAGCUGUGAGCCCGGCUGGCUGGGGCCCAGGUGUGAAGACCCCUGCCCACGUGGCACCUUUGGGGAGGGCUGUGGCUCCACCUGCCCCGCCUGUGUUCAGGGGGCUUGUGACGCUGUGACCGGGGAAUGUGUCUGCAGCGCUGGCUACUGGGGACCCAGCUGCAACGUCUCGUGCCCAUCUGGCUUCCACGGAAACAACUGCUCUGCGCCCUGUGAAUGCCCAGAGGGCCCCUGCCACCCUGUCUCCGGGGCCUGCCAGCUGGGGUCUCACAGCCAGGAUGCCACCCUCAUCGCUGGCAUCCUUGUGCCUCUGCUGCUGCUCCUCCUGGGCAUUGCCUGCUGCUGUGCCUGGUGCUGUUGGGCCGCCCGGUUGGACCCCAAGGACAGGGCCUGGAUGGGCCCGGCCCUCCUCCCCUGCUCCCACCCCGCCCCAGGCGGGUCUCACACACUGACCGCCUCCUGUGCCCUCAGCCCGGCGAGGGAGGGAGCCGCUGUGUCCAGGAGGAAGCUCCAGGGCUUGUGGGAGGCGCUGACCAGCCUGGACUUCGCGCUGCCCUGCAGGUCCCUCAGCAGCCACAAGCUGCCCUGGGUGACAGUCUCCCACCACGACCCGGAGGUCCCCUUCAACCACAGCUUCAUCGAGCAGCCCUCCGCCGGCUGGGCCUCGGACGACUCCUUCUCUUCCGACUACGACUGCGGAGAGGACGACGAGGACCCUGCCUACUGCGUGCCGCCCAAAGAAGCGAUGGUCCCUGAGGCCCAAGCAGAGUCACCGGAGGCCAGCGUGGUUGAUGGUCCCUUCCCAGCCCCCGAGGAUGCCUCCACGCCAUUCGCCAUCCCACGCACUUCCAGCCUCGCUCGGGCCAAGCGGCCCUCCGUCUCCUUUGCCGAAGGCACCAAGUUCGCCCCGCAGAAUCGCCAAAGCUCCGGGGAGCUCUCCAACCCGCUCCGGAAGCCCAAGCGGCUCUCCCGGGGCGGCCAGCCCGGUCCUGAGAGCCAGGAGGCUGAGGAGUCCGCAGGCCCCGACAAAGCGGAAAGGGACGAGGUCCCUCCCGGGGCACCCAGCCCCAAGGACUCAGCCGCCGGCCCCCGCCGGCUCCCACUCAGUGGCCAGACGGUGGCGGAGCGCGUGGAAGCCAUCGAAAGCGGCGUCCAGGGGAGCGGGGGCUCCGUCACCACCAUCUACACCUUGGCAGGGUCACCCCGGGAACCCGGGGGCCCGGUCCGGGCCGUCCUCCGCCGUUUUGGUAGCUUCCAGAAAGGCCAGGCGGGGCCCAAGGUGAAGAGUGCCAUCCCCAAGCCUCCACGUCGGGCCCUGAGUCGGAACAAGGGCAGAUCCGGGCUGGCCCCUGGCCCUGCCAGUCCGAGCUCUGGCCCAGCCCCGAACGAGGAGCCCGCGGGGGCCUCGCCGCCCGCAGGAACGGGGCCAGAGGAAGCGGCCAGUGGGCAGAGGGAUGGCGUCAAGAGCUCAGAGAGGCUCCAGGAGCUGGCCCCCGGGGGCCCCCCGGUACAGGAUGCCCAGAAGCUGGCUGACGAGGAAGAGCAGGAGGAGCCGCAGUAUGAGAAUGUGGCACCCAUCUCUGGGCCACCGGAGCCCUGAGGACCAUGAAUUUGGGGAGUGGGAAGGCUACGGAUGGGGGGUAGGCAUGGAACUGCCUCCGCAUCAGGUUGUAUUUUGUGCUGGAAAAAGGCCCCAGGGCCGGAAAGACCUACCAGAACCUCUGCCCUCCGGUGGGGAAACAUCUGAGGUAGAGGCCAGUUGGCUGUGGGCCCUGGCGCCGUUCCAAGGAAGGUCUGGAAGGCCUGGGCGGAGACCCCACGGGAUGGGGUCAGGAAGAGAAUGAGACGGCUGCAGGGACUUAUUUCUGUUGUCCUGGACUUGGCUUACCCCAACAGGCUAUUCUUUCCUUCGUUUGCAAAAUAUUUUUCUGAACUGGAAAACAACCUACAUGUUUGAUGAUAAAAGGUUGGUUAAAUAAAUAUUUUUUAUGGUGGGUUCCUAAACAGCCACGAACAAUUAUGUUGUGUAAGAGAGUGAGAGAGAGAGAGAUCGAUGGGCUGCCUCUCACAUGGCACCCUGACCAUGUGCUCGUACCCGCAACCUGGGUAUGGGCCCUGACCAGGAAUUGAACCCUCCACCUUUGGUGUAAGGGAUGAUGCUCCAACUGAGCCACACUGGCCAGGGCUUAUUUUCUUUUUAAACUUUUGUAUAAUUUGCAUAUUUUGUAUAGUGAAUAUUCUUUUUACUUUUCUCACUCGAUUGAACUUUUUUUUUUUUUUAAGUAAUAUUCUUUGUUAAAAGUAAAUAGAACUAACAUUUUGGAUAUGUAUGAAGUAAAAAUGAGAUUUCCCGUCUCCCCAGAGGAGUCUGGGGGAGCAGGGAGGGGCCAGAUUUACUUUUCAUAGGUUGUCUUUCGGUCUCGUUCUGAAUUCUUGCCCCAUGCAGGUGUAUGACCUCGUCAGGAAAUAAAGAGCAGCGGUUACCCCCAACCCUGUGCUCAGAGAAGCUCAUGGAAGUUUAGAUGCUUCCUUUCCGAUGUUUUUCUGUGCACUUGAAGACAAAGGAGCAUACUGUUCUGCAGUUUAAUCUUUUACUUAACGUAUCCUGGGUAUCUUUUGGUGCCAGUAAAUAUAAAGCUACCUCUCUUUAUUAAAAAAUGGCUACACGGGAUCCCAUCAUGUGGAAAUGACACGGAUUAUGUGAACCAUUCCCUACAUUUAGGGAUUUGGUGGUUUUUUUAAUUGUUUGAGACUAUUAAUGAUGCAGUGUUCAACUUUUUCCAUUUAAAAAAAAAUAUAUUUGUGCAAGUGUUUCUGUAGAAGAGAUCCCUGUGAGUGC
Messenger RNA from Pipistrellus kuhlii (Kuhl's pipistrelle), 4013 nucleotides. RefSeq names its product scavenger receptor class F member 1 (gene SCARF1). The transcript is spliced from 11 exons. The record is from RefSeq and is a predicted model, not a curated record. The coding region runs from base 282 to 2774 and encodes 830 amino acids. Gene Ontology annotation, molecular function: scavenger receptor activity. Lineage: Eukaryota; Metazoa; Chordata; Mammalia; Chiroptera; Vespertilionidae.